Molecule: messenger RNA, 3611 nt
Organism: Chrysemys picta bellii (western painted turtle)
Lineage: Eukaryota; Metazoa; Chordata; Testudines; Emydidae
Gene: RASSF3
Product: Ras association domain family member 3
Biological process (GO): signal transduction
Cellular component (GO): cytoplasm
Source: RefSeq, a predicted model, not a curated record
GGGGAGGAGGCAGGGGCGAGGGCGGCGCUGUAGCCGGAGCUCCCCUUUGGGCUGCGCUGCCCCGUGUGAACUUGUGCUGCAGGGAGGCUGGGCAGGCGGGAGCCAGCUGCUGCAGCCGCAUCAGCUGUUGCUCCCGCGUCCCGGAAGCCUUGGGAGGGAGAGCAGCGGGCCCCCAUGCGGCGGCAGGGAAGGGGGUCUCCGCCUGCGGGCCCCUACAGCAGCGGCGGCCGCUGACGCUGCCCUGGACUAGCAGCAUGAGCAGCGGCUACAGCAGCCUGGAGGAGGAGGAGUCCGAGGAGUUCUUCACCGCCCGCACCUCCUUCUUCGGGAGGCCCCCGGCCAAAGCCAGGCCCGAGCUGCAAGAUGUUCAGAAAGAGAGAGAAACCCACACGUAUCUCAGUAAAGAAGAAGUUAAAGAGAAGAUUCAAAACUAUAAUUCAUCUGUCACUGACAAAUUAAAGAUGACCUUGAACUCAAAUGGGACUUACACUGGCUUCAUCAAAGUUCAGAUGGAACUAUGCAGACCUAUUACUGUACAGACUUCUGUGAAUCCAGGAGAGCAUGCUCACAAUAACAAUGAGACUUCCUUUUACCUGCCUCCAGGCUACGUGAAUAAGCUUCAUAUAAGCAGCAUUAACACUGUUCGUGAAGUUAUUGAGGCAUUGCUCAAAAAAUUUGUAGUGUUUGACAAUCCUGCCAAGUUUGCACUUUAUAAACGCUGUCACAAGGAAGAUCAAGUUUAUACAUGCAAGCUCUCAGACAGAGAACAUCCCCUCUAUCUGCGUUUGGUAGCAGGCCCCAGCACAGAAACACUCAGUUUUGUUCUGCGUGAGCAUGAAACUGGAGAGGUUAUGUGGGAAGCCUUUAGCCUUCCUGAACUGCAGAACUUCUUGCGUAUACUGGACAAAGAGGAAGAUGAGCAACUACAGAUCUUAAAGAGGCGUUAUGCAGCCUACAAAGACAAACUUGAAGAAGCCCUUGGUGGGGUGUGGAAACCAGGUUAAAGUGGGGCCAAAGAACACUCAGGAAAAAUGCCAUGGAGCAUGCCAAACCCAAAUGUACAGAACAGCAGCAAAGAUUAGUUUUCUUUAUUCAGAAGACUGGUUUGUCAAGCGAGGGUUACCUGUACUUUUCUAUAGAUUUAGACCCAUAAAUCAGGGCACUUAGAGUCUUGCACCUAUAAGUAAGGAAUUCUGCAUGUUUGUACAUCAACUUGCAAUCCCCUCUUGUGCCUUAGAGGGCUUUCCAGGUUACCUUUGUGUAAGCUCUGAAUCUGUUAUCUAGGAUGCUAACAAAUAAGAAUUUUUUUACCUCUUUUUAUUAUUUGCUUUAAUAUUAAUGAUAGCUUUAAAAGUAAGGAAGUGCAAAUUGAUCAUUUUAAAAAUUAAUAAAACCGCUUAGCCAUGUGUGAACAAAAAUCAGAUUGGAGCACUAUGUUUGAGGUUAAAUAGAUUUGCACUACCUUUCUGUUUUCAAAUAUUUACUGUGUAAUUUGUGAGAAAACAGUUAUAGGUGGAAGGGAUGUAAAACCUUUGAGGUUCUGUGAAAUUGUGGAAGGUUUUAAAGUAGUCUUACUGGAGAAAGUAAAGAGCAAGUUGAAAAGAAGGCAAGAGUUGAGGAAGUGCUGUAAUAGCUGAUGGAAGAUUGAUGUAGAGUGGAAAUACAAAUAUAGAAGAAGAAAUGGAAUUUUAUUUUUCAUAGUGAGUAGUUAUAAAAAAGUUUUAGGAUGUUCUAAUAUUGUGAAUAAGUUUUUAGAAUUGUGUACAUUCUCACUAGAAUAGAAAUGAGGAUAGAAGGAAGGAAGGAAGCUAAGUAUUAGUGGAAAUUAAACUGCCUAUAGCGAAGAAGCUAGUUCCUAAACAUGUGAAAGCAUGCGUGGUUUGAGAUGUGCAACAAACUUAAUGAGCUGUUACCUGCUUGAAUUUUGAAACGUGGGUAGUGAGUAUAUCUCAUUUUUAUAAGGAGCACCCACCUAAUUGGUCACUGAAUGUCUAGGUUAGAAAUAUAGAUGCAGGUACACUGGUUUAACUGAAAUCAGAUCUUUCAACUGAGGACAAAGAGCCAUUUUUUAGGAUGGACAAUUUGAAAUUGUCCAAUCUUAUGAAGACAUGAAAGCAUCCUCCACUAGUGUGUUUACUUAAAGAGAAGUAGAAUUUCUUGUUUGUAUUUCCAAGGAAGCAGAGAAUUAGAAUAUAUUGGUCAUGUUGUAGAUGAAUGGCUUAAUAACUCCAGUUCUGGUCAUUUGAAUUUUUUUCUAAUAAUUAUAUUUUUUAAAAAUGGUCCAACAGCUAAUUACCAAAUUCUGUACACUGCUGAUUUACUUGAUUAAGAGUAGGAAAAAAAUGUAGCAAAAGAAAAUUUUGUACUUUACUGUAAAUUUAAUUGUUAUUCUUUCAGAAAUAUUUAUCUAAAGAAGCACGUUCAAAGAUACCAAAGAAAUGGGUGUGCAAUAAAAGCAUGAAGAAGGUUUGAAUAACUGACAAGUUUUAGUCAUAACCACAUGGGGUGUGUGUGUCAGGAUUUAUGCUAGUAAAGAAAUGGAUAAAUAGUGAUGACAAUUCAAGAACAGCAGUUGUUUCUCUUACCGUAAAGAUGUUCAUUGUGAAUUCCCAAGGAAUAGUUGACACUUUGGUGACACCUAGUGGAUACGCUGUGAAACUCCAAACUGUUUCUGUUCUUUAUAUGAAUUUGACAUAAUUGUGCCUUUUUGGAGGGGGGGGGAGGGAUAUUUUUUGCAAACACAUCAAGACAAUCAUACAUUUUAAAGUGUUAAGAGAACUUAAAAAGUAGGACUAACUAUAAAAAUAUAUAUGGUAUAUCUUGUUUGUUUUUAUUUUAUUUCACAUGUAACAUUGUAGGGCAUGUGGGACGUUUAUCAUCAAAGUGAGACACUUUACCACAAUGGUUCAGGGAGUACUUUUACAUUUUGUUAACAUUGUUUUUCUAUAAAUACUACAGCAUAUGGAUGGGUAUUCUAUUAACAUCCACUUAAUUUAUGUAGUGUUACCCAUAACAAUGUAAUCAUUAGAUAAUAGUUAACGUUGAACCAUUUGUUCUUCAGAUUUCAACACUGUUUGAGUCUGUAGUUUAUAGAUAUGUGAAUUUUUUUACUUGAACUAAAUUAUCUGUCUUUAAAGUGGGCAUCUUCAUUUGCUUUAGCCAAAACCUCAAUCAGUGUCUUAUGCACUACAAGUUUUAAUUUGGAAAUAAAACCUUACUGUAUUUUAAUUUUGUCUUAGUCCACAGUUAAUUGUUAAGACUGUUUUGUUUUAUUUUUUUACACACUGGUUACUACAACAGCUUUAAUUUAAAAGAAAUGGUCAAAUCUGGCCCAUUUUUUUGUUUUUAAUUUUAUUAUCAAAUGAUCAAGCUGUCAAAACUUUGUUACAGAACUGUUUUGUAUUCAUUAUGUGAUGGUACCAGAAUUAUGAUUAAAUGACCUGGGGGCAAUGCAGGGAAACCUUUAAAAUUUAUGUCUUUAAAAAAAAAGUUAUACUAUUUAUAAUUUUGACAAGUUUAAUUUUAUUUUUAUAGGGAAGUUUUUAUUCCCCUUGAUGUUGUUAUUGAAAUGGCAAAUGAUAGUUCCAUUAUUAAAGUUGAAGUUGGCAGUA